Messenger RNA from Penicillium macrosclerotiorum, 2541 nucleotides. RefSeq names its product calpain-like protease PalBory. Gene Ontology annotation, molecular function: calcium-dependent cysteine-type endopeptidase activity. The transcript is spliced from 4 exons. The coding region runs from base 1 to 2541 and encodes 846 amino acids. The record is from RefSeq and is a predicted model, not a curated record. Gene Ontology annotation, biological process: proteolysis. Lineage: Eukaryota; Fungi; Ascomycota; Eurotiomycetes; Eurotiales; Aspergillaceae.
AUGUCGAGACUCCAUGGCGCCACACAGCAGUCGCAUAUUUCACAGGCGCUGCGAGCCGAAGGGGCAAUCGCCUCCGCGACCUCUCAGAAGGCGGCACUGGCGGCAGCCAUAGAUGCCGCCGAAUCUUACAUGAAAGCCCUUCGUCUGGCCUCUUCAGAUGACAAGAAACAACUCGAUUCCAAAUGCAAGGAGCUCCUGACCCGCGCGGAACGGAUUAAGACUGCCGCGGACUGGCAGUCUGUAGCCCGCCAGAACACAAUUAUCAGCCUACGGGCCCCCACAUCCAAGCGCAAGCUCACAACUCGUGAGCAGAUCAUUGUGCUAGAAGGGGCUAAGCUGAAUGGUUUCAUCUUUCCCCCAUGGCAACGGCCCCCAGAGGCAGCUGAAUUCGACAAGUCAUUCAUCGACUCGCCCGAUUUGCAUCUUUCAGAGUGCCAGACUAAAAUUUUUGCGGGAUGGAAGCGCCCAUCUGAUUUGCUACAUGCGAGAAACGCGGCAAACGAGACCCAAGAUGCCGUCCAGCCGGUCAUGUCCGUAACAGGGACGACCGACCUCGUCCAAGAUGUCCUGACGGAUUGUUCAGUAAUAGCCAGUCUUUGUGCUGCUACUUCGCGAUCAGAACGCGGUCUCGGUAGGCAUGCUGCACCGGUUAUGUAUCCUUCCGAGCAGAAUGGCGAAGAACCGUCUCUAUCAUUAUCAGGCAAAUAUGUAUUUUCGUUCUAUUUCAAUGGGUCCUUUCGGAAGGUAGUUAUCGAUGACAGGCUGCCAUCAUCCAACACGAAACGAUCACUCCAUGUGAUCGAUCGCAACAAUCCCAAUUUUCUGUGGCCAGCCCUGGUUGAAAAGGCGUACUUGAAAGUCCGCGGAGGGUAUGAUUUCCCCGGAAGCAAUUCUGGGACGGACCUUUGGGUACUGACGGGCUGGAUUCCCGAGCAACUUUUCCUCCACAAUGAGGAUGCUACCUCCGAGCAGAUCUGGGGUCGUCUAUAUCGACCGUUCUCCUGCGGCGAUGUGGUGCUGACCAUUGGAACUGGCAAGCUGACUGAGCGGGAACAACGAGAGUUGGGCUUGGUCAGCGAGCACGAUUAUGCUAUCUUGGACAUGAAGGAAAACAACGGCCGUCGUCAAUUCCUGUUGAAGAAUCCUUGGGCUGGGGCCGAGCCAACCAUCAUACAGAGCAGCGACUCGGCGUUGCAAGACCCGUCCAGUCCGCCAUCACCUCUAUCACCAGGAAUUUUUUGGAUGGACUGCGAGCAGGUCUUCCAGAACUAUGAGAAUCUCUAUCUCAACUGGAACCCUGGCCUCUUCAAAUUUCGUGAAGACAUUCAUUUUACCUGGGAUCUCUCGCAAGGCGGUGUCAUGGCUGGUUGCUUUGUCAAGAACCCCCAAUUUUCGGUCUACAGUGAGACCGGAGGAACCGUGUGGCUUUUACUUGGCAAACAUUUCAAAACAGACCAUCUCCAGUACCUCAAGAGUCAAAAUGGGGAAUUGGGCUUUAUUAGCAUUUAUAUCUUUGAAGCAGGUGGCAAACGAGUAUCUCUGAGUGACGGAGCGCUCCACCGUGGACCCUAUGUGGACUCUCCCAACACGCUGAUGCGACUCGAACUACCCCCAAGAACAACCUACACGGCAGUGAUCUCGGAACAGUCUCUCCCGUUACUAAGCCAAAAUUUUACACUCUCGGCACUCUCGAUGGCCGAGGUAUCACUGGCGCCCUCAAGAGAUAAACACUUGUGUUUAAAUAAAGUAACUGGUUCAUGGACAGCUUUAACUGCGGGCGGGAAUGCCGAGUCAGCGAGAUAUUCUUCCAAUCCCCAGUUCAGUCUUCAAGUCUCCGAGAAAACAGACGUGUCUAUUUUGCUCGAGUCGAGCGAAGCCGAACUUGCAACUCACGUAAAACUUUUCUGGUCUAAUGGCCAACGAAUCGCGAGAGUGCGGAGUCGAGAUAUUAUCGCCGACAGUGGUGACUACCGCCGGGGAUGUGCUCUUGCCGAGACAUCGUCACUUGAUAAGGGGGUUUAUACAAUCAUCUGCUCUACGUUUUCCCCGGAUCAGCUUGGUCGGUUCACGCUCUGGAUUUCAUCUUCGAUCCCUUGCGUCAUACAGCCAUUGGCUGGUGAGUCGGCAGGCCGCCGUAUCACCCGGUCCAGUGUCGGAGUUCUCACACCGGGACAAGACCGGAUGCUUGCUCCUCUCAAGGUGCCUCGACUCACACGGAUCAAGCUUAUCGCGAAGAACAAGCUGUCUGUGAUCGGAACACGUCCUGUCGCCCCGUCGCCGGUGCUCAUGACCGUGGAGUUAGGCCAGGGGCCGUACAAGGAGACUCUCGCUACUUCCGAAGAUGGUGCCCACUGUGAUGCUGUAUCAGGGGUGCGGGUAGAAGACUUUGAUUUGUCGCCAAAUCCAGACUCGUACGGCAAGGUGUGGAUUGUUCUCGAACGCAUUGGCGGGCCUGGUGGGCAGGUAGAAGAUCACUUCGAGGUCGAGGCUCUCGCUGAAGAACGAGUCGAGAUUGGCGAGUGGAUUGUGGAAGAUCCGUGA